AACAAGUAUCAAACGAAAAAACAGCAAAUGUUUCCAUAUUGGGACAAGCCAGAAUUAAGAAUUACUUUUAUUAUUUCCAUAAUACAUUAUCCAAAAUACGAAGUUUGGUCAAAUAUGCCGAUACGAGAUAUUGAAUUGACGGACGAUAUAAUGAUGUGGACAUUUUUUAACGUCACUCCUUUAAUCUCCAUAGAUAGAGUAGCAUUUCUGGUAUCCAGUUUUCGUCACGUCAUCCUCUCGGAUAAUGAAACAAUUUGUUCGUCCAUAACGUACAGACCACAAUCGGAACCGCAUUUAGAAUUUGCGAAAACUGUUAUUUCUUCCACCAAUGUAUACAUGCAUAGAUGGAAUAUUUGGAACAAAGAACUUGCGCCGCUAACCUCUGUUUCAUUAGAAAACAAAAUAGAUCAUGUCAUAAUUCCGGAUUUACAAAAUGAAAUUGAACAGACUUUUGGUUUCAUUUUUUAUCGAGAAGCAGAUAUCACUUAUAAUGAAGAAUUAGAUCCUGUCGCAUACAAAACGAUAAUUGCGCGCUUAAUUGCACGUGGGAUGAUACAAAAAUACAUUAGAAAUCUGUUCAGACCAACUUACUUAUGGCCUCAUAUAUUGUUAAACGAAGGAUUUAAUAUAUUUUAUUCAGCACAAAUUAUCGAAAAGGAUAUUUUGUUAAUAAUGUUAUUACUAUUUGAAUACGCAGUCAAAUGAUUAACCGUUUAGCAAUGCAGA
Molecule: messenger RNA, 726 nt
Organism: Camponotus floridanus (Florida carpenter ant)
Lineage: Eukaryota; Metazoa; Arthropoda; Insecta; Hymenoptera; Formicidae
Product: glutamyl aminopeptidase
Exons: 2
Coding region: 28-705 (225 amino acids)
Biological process (GO): proteolysis; peptide catabolic process
Cellular component (GO): cytoplasm
Molecular function (GO): zinc ion binding; metalloaminopeptidase activity; peptide binding
Source: RefSeq, a predicted model, not a curated record